Molecule: messenger RNA, 7610 nt
Organism: Engraulis encrasicolus (European anchovy)
Lineage: Eukaryota; Metazoa; Chordata; Actinopteri; Clupeiformes; Engraulidae
Exons: 20
Coding region: 127-7599 (2490 amino acids)
Biological process (GO): protein targeting; protein import; intracellular protein transport
Cellular component (GO): membrane
Molecular function (GO): ATP binding
Source: RefSeq, a predicted model, not a curated record
CUCUCUCUCACACACACACACACACACACACACACACACACACACACACACACACACACACACACACACAGAAAGAGAGAGAGAGAGACACAGAGAGAGAGAGCGAGAAAGAAAGAGCUGUGAAAGAUGGGGAACUCUCCAUCCGAGGCAUCGAUGGGGAGCCGUCUGAAGUGCAUCAAGUGCCAGAAGGUUCUGCCACCCUGCACGUCCUUCAGCCACCUCUACCAGGCCACUUUCUUCGACCGCCGCGUGCAUGUCUUCAACGGGGGAGAGUACUACCGGCCCAUCGGUGUGGACAUGGCGUACGAGUGUGAGGGCUGCUUCAAUGGAGUGGAGGUGGCCAGGAGACAAGAGGAGGCACAGGUUCAGGUACAACUGACUGUGCGUUCAGAGAGUGAGUCCGAAAGCGACGUGGAUGACCUCCUGCAGAUCCUAGCCAAAAGAUGCAGUGCUCCAAUCUCCAGUCUUUCCCUGGCCCAUCUGAGCUCUGAACAGCUAGUCAGUGUGUUUGCAGCCCUCGACACGCUGCUUUUCCAGGAUUGGCUCUCCAAAACGCCAUCUCUGCACACCUUGCAGCACACACAGGUCCUGCUGACCGAGCUGUGUGCCAUGUCAUUGGAUGGCGGCGAUGUCCACGCCUUCCUGGACAGCCUGUCCAACCAGGUGCAGUCUCUGCUGGAGACCAUCGUCCAAUCAGCAACCAGUACUUCGGAGAACCUCCUUCUCUGUCAGAGUCUGUACCUGAGCAUGAUGCUGCUUGCCUCACACACAAACACACACCAGUUCAUACACAUCACUCAUGGACCGUCUGAUGCCGUCCUCGUGGCCAGACGAUGGUCUGGACAGGAUUUCGCUGCAGAGAACCUCCUGGUGGUGGACCUCCUGAGCAGCCUGAUGACGUCGCUCCGUGCAGCCACCCUGAAGUGGCCAUCCGUGGCCAUCACCAAGAUGGAGCUUUGCUCUCUAGAGCUGCUUCUCCGCCACCUCACAGGGGACAAGAAGAGCCAUGCGCGGCCCACCAAGGCCCUCCGGAGGCUGGUCGGUGGCAGCCGUUGGACUCCCGAGGAGGCAAUGGCCCUUCUGAGGUGUCUGGUGGAUACCUACGCAGAUGACAACGAUGCCAUCGCAGAGGUGCUCACCCUAUUGCGGGUGCAAGAGGUUUCCCCUUCUUGGACUGAUGAGCUGGGACAAACGAUGGCAGAGUCUCUGGCCCGAUUGGGCUCCCAGCGCUUCCUGCCAGAGUUGCAAGAGACCCUGAACAAGAGAGAUGAAGGCAGACUGGAGUCCGCUUUGGCGGAGUGGAAAUCCUCCCCUUCAGCCCUAGAGAUGAGUGUGGAUAUGGACACGGUGAGGAGCAUCAGCAUGGCUGUGCUGCGGGCCUCCAAGAACAGCCCAGAAGAUGAAGUGCUGGUGAGAGAUGCCUGGGGGAUUGCUGGGGACCUGCAGCAGCGUCUGUUUAAGGUGAGCAGUGCGGUGCAUGCCACCAAGGGCUGGUGGCCUACAGCGACACAGAUGGUCAGAUGGUGCACACUGAUGCUCCAGAAGCAGGAGACAGGACUCCUGGAGACCAUUGUCAUGGAGGAGGACCCCUGUGUCAUCGCCAUGGUCGCAGCUGCACAUGCCUGCAUGGGACUCAAGCUGAACGUGGUAACAAGUGCUGACUCACACAAAGAGUGGUGUGAGUUCUAUGAGUACCUCGGAAUCAGCCUCAGCACCAACCGGAGUGAAACUACUUCACCACAGAGUAAGGCCUAUGAGGUGGAGAAUGACAAUAUGCCUCAGUGGGAGGAUGAUCUGGAUGACACUUAUGAUUUGGAGGACAUCUAUGAGGAGGAUAUUUAUGAGGGGGAGGACACCUAUGAGGCAGAAGAUACUUACGCACCACAGUGGGAGGACCAUGAAGAAGACGACACUUAUGAGGUAGAGGCCUAUGAGGCUGAGGACACCUACGAGGCACACGAAACCUACGAGUCAGACGACACCCAUGCACCCCAUUGGGAGGCCUAUGAUGCAGAUGACACUUACCAUCCAGAGGACAACUACAAUGAGGAUGACACGCAUGUGCCCCCAUGGGAUGGCUAUGAAGCUGAGGACACCUAUGAGGCAGAGGACGCCUACGAAGCAAAGGACACCUAUGCACCUCCGUGGGAGGCCUAUGAGGCACAUGAUAACUAUGAGGGAGACGAUGUCUAUGUGCCACAAUGGGAGGCCUAUGACGAAGAAGACACAUACCAUGAAAGAACAGAAGAGGACGCAUACGAGGUAGAGGACACCUAUGAGGCAGAGGAUACCUAUGAAACGAAAGAUACCUAUGUGUCCCAGGCAUAUGAGGCAGAUGUUGUUUACGGAAGGCUGGAGGACUUUGUGGCUGAUUAUUUCUUUCCGAGAGCAGAGGCGAAGGCGCGUUCACUUUGCCGAGCAUUCCUUGUGGAAGAGCGGGGUGUGAGUGGCAUGUCUUGCAGAGCAGAGUGCACAAAGCUGGCAAAGCUCGAGGGCAACGCCUCCCUGAUGUUUGCUGCAGAGUGUGUGCAGAGCCUCAUGGCUAAUUUUGAGACAGAUGUGGGUAAGCUGAAGCGCAAGUUCAUCAUGUCUCUCUGCCAGAUGCUGCUCAGCAAGCUAGAUGAAGUCAAAGCAAAAGACACUGACACACAGAUCGUAACCAUCCUGCAGAACCUCUCUGGUAAAAGGCUGCCUUCUACGGAAGUCAGCAUCCUGAACUUCUUUGAGAAACUGCUGAAAACAUACAAUGGGGAAACAGAAAGUGACAAUAGUGCCAGGACAUCUUUGGCAGGGAAAGCAUGUUUGGAGAUUUUGUUCAGCUGUGCAGUGAAAUUUCAGGCUUUAAAGAACAAAGUCAAAGAAGUUUUCCAGAGGGUUUUAAAUCUCGUCUCGGCAAAAUGCCUGUUACCAGUAGAAGCCUUAAGCCUCCUCUCCGCGUUGACCCACCGGCAUCGAGAUCUUGAUGCCAUCAUGAAGGUUUUGCAUCUGAUGGAGAUGUACCAAAUUUCCUCAGAAUGGACAGAUGGAUCCGGCCAGUCCCUCCUCGUCCUCUUGAACACGUUAAACACCAACAGUCUCAUGCCACAUUUGGAAAAGAGCUUCAAAAAUGAAAAGACAAAAAGCCUUGAUUGCCUUCUCAACGAAAUUCGCCUGACGAAAUAUGUGGAUGAGCACACACUGGAGAGAGUGUCCCACAUAGUACGUUCGGUCAGAGCCCUGAUUGACUCAGGUGAUAUUACCAAGCACACAGAUGUCCAGCAUGCACGCAGCCUGAGCAAAAGCAUGGACACAGGGGACCUCGGGGAGGUGCUAGCCAUCUUGUGCACUGCCAUCCACAAGAAUGUGGACCAGGGACACUGGUGGCCCAGGGACACACAGAUGAUCAGCUGGUGUCUGCUAGCACUGGCGGAGAAUGGUGAGUUGCUGGAGAUGGGCACAGGAGAGGGGAAGUCAUGCGUUAUUGCAAUGUUUGCAGCCCUACGCGGCCUCAGGGGUGAGAAAGUGGACAUAGUGUCCAGCUCCGCUGUGCUGUGCGAGAGAGACGCACAGCUGUUUCACAAUUUCUAUGAGCAACUCGGCCUCACAGUGGACACAAACACUAACAAGGAUGAGGAUGAAAAGCGCAAGUGUUAUCAGAGAGAUGUGGUCUACGGAACCAUAGCAGCCUUCGCAGCGGAUCACCUGCACAAGAGCUUUGAGAUGAAAGACUUGCGGUCGGACCGCAGCUACCAAUGUGUUAUUGUGGACGAGGUGGACUCUCUGAUGCUGGACGAGGGGGUGCAGCUGACCUACCUGUCCAGCCCCAUGGUAUCCAUGCAACACCUAAACACCCUCCUAUCCAUGAUCUGGAGCCACGUCUGCCAGUAUGGAUACCUGACCACGGAACAGCAGACCUUUGUGCAAGGUCCACCCGCUUCCUUCUUCAAAGCCAUAUUCGACUCCAUCGACACGGAGGGGACGGAAAUUGAGGAUGCCAUGGACGUUCUCGGUAUUGCUGAAUCCUGCGGCAUCGUGCCACCGGGAUUCACAGAGGACAUUUACAAAAGCAAGAAGAAUGAAAUCCUGUCCAGGGUGAAAACGGUGAGCCAGGACAAAGUGGUGGAGUUUUUCCAACUGAUGGAGAAGUACGUCCCGUACGACUUCAUACUCUACACUCUGGACGCAGACGGCCUGCUCUCUCUCAGAACCUCCAGCUCCUACAACGACCCUGACAUCUUGGAACUCUCCUUCCUGGUCCUGGAUGAUGGUCUGUGCUGCCCACUGUAUGAAUCUGCUGAGAGCCUGGUUGGCCCCAUCGCCCAGUUGAUCAGGGAGAAGAUUCAGUACACGCCAUGCGAGAACGAGUCAAGCAAGGUCAGCAUCCCUGCCUUCUUGAAGACUCUGGUGGAAGCCAAGGCAGCCGCUUGGGUGCGGAACGCCUUCCUGGCAGUCAGGUUGAGUCAGGGCCGAGAGUAUGUGGUGGAGGACGGAGCUGUGUGUCCUGUCGACUACAGGUCAACCGGCGUCGUUGAGAGCAACAAGCGUUGGGGCGAUGGCCUGCAGCAGUUCCUGGAGAUGAAACACCAGGUCAAACUCAGCACCAUCUCUACGGUGACCAACUACAUGUCCAACGUGGCCUUCUUCCAGAAGUACCAGGGCCAGAUCUACGGGACCACGGGCACGCUGGGCACCGAGUCAGACCUGACAUGGCUGCGUGACCUCUACCCAACCCUGUCCGCCUGCCGCAUGCCCGCUUUCAACCGCCGCAAGUUGUGUGAGGUGGACGGGCUCCUGAAGACAUCGGCCCAAGAGUGGAGGGCUGAGAUCAAGCGUGUGGUCGUGAGCGAGGUCUCUCCAAAUGACCACAGGGGCGGGAGAGCAGCAUUGGUCAUCUGCGAGUCAAUCAACUUGGCUAGGGAGGUCUACAAUAUGCUGAGAGGGGCCGUCCCUGGUGUGACUGUCCUGUACAGUCGCAGCGACAGGGACAGCCUGAGCGUCAUCGACCGGCAGCUGCAGCCCGGGGAUGUCAUCGUAGCCACCAACCUUGCCGGGCGUGGCACGGACAUAAAGGUGUCGGACGAGGUUAACAACAGCGGUGGACUCAUCGUGGUUCUCACUUUCCUCCCAUUGAACAACAGGGUGGAGCGUCAGGCAUUUGGGCGCACUGCCCGCAAAGGUACGCCUGGGUCGGCCCAGAUGGUGCUGAACAUGGCUCACCUGGGGGAGGACUAUGGCCAGGAGGCCACCCUGGAGGGGGUGAAGAGGACGAGGAGCAGACUGGCCCAACAGCGGCUGACCGUCAUGAGGAACGACGUAACGGAGAUGAGGCUGCGUGAGGAUCUGUUUGCAGAGUACUGUAAAACCCUGCAGGCUAUCUACAGGGACAUGGAUGGGGACCAGGAGGGUGCCACGGUGGCCAUAAUGAAUGAGUUCUGGGGCAUCUGGCUACAGGCAAAGUCUGGAGACAUCGAGGAGCUGAGGAGGAGUGAGCUUUUGAAGAGUCUGAAAGUGGACCUAGCCAAGGCCCAAGAGCAGUGUCUGGACCAGACCUCGCCCUGCGCCAGCAUCUACCACUACAUCGACUUCGCCAACUUGGCUAUGAGCAGGAAGGAGUGGGAUGUGAGCAUUAAGCUGUUCGAGAGGGCCAUGGAGAAGGACGCCAGCUGGGCAGCUGUGGCCUUCUACAGCCACGCCUACUGUGCCAUUAAGCAGCAAGAAAGUGGCUACCUGGCCCGGGCUCUGGACGACCUGAGGAGGGCCAAGGCCUCUCUAGGAUACCUGAGCGAGGAGUGCACCGUCUGCCUGCAGUUCGUUAAGCUGGCUGCCUCCUCCUCCUCCUCCUCGUCUUCUUCCUCCGAGAGUGGUAGCGAUGAGGGCCAAACUUGCCUGGAGAAGCAGUUUACCACCAGGUGCAGCAUGUUCAGCUGCUUUGAGAAGAACAUCUCGGACGCCAUGGCCAAGCUGGAGGAGAUCCAGAAGUCGGGACGCGAUGCGGUGGCCAAAAAGGAGCCCAUGUUCUCCCUGGUGGCCGACGCUGACGAGGCGCUACAGGAGGAGGCCUGCAACCUCUACAGCCGGGGGCUCAAGUACAUCUUCACCGUGGAGCAGGAGGCCCGUUUCCCCUGGGAGGCCGUGCUGGUCUUCAUGCUGGGAGUACUGCAGGUGGUGGGGGGAGCACUGCUCACUGCCUUCACUUUCGGCACACUGGCACAGGUGGGUGUGGGCAUGAUUGUGGAGGGCGUGUCAGACAUGAUCUCCGGCGUGGAGUCGCUGGUGACGGGCAAGUUCAGCUGGCAGGCGUGGGCCAUCGAGAAGGCCAUCUCCAUCGGAGUGUCCCUCAUCUCCUUCGGCGUGGGGAAGCUGGUCACCAAGGGCUUCAAGGCCGUCAAGAUGCUCAAGGGAGCCGUCAAGCAGCUGAUGGCUGUGCCCAAGCUGAAGGUGAAGGGUGGUCUGAGCGCCGUCAUGAAGACCAACCUGAAGAACGCUGUGAAGACCACUGCAAAGAAGCUGGCCGAAAACAUCACCAUGUAUGCCAUAGGAAAGGCAGAGAAGGAGAUUAUAAAACAAAUACUGGCAGGGAUCAAGGAGGAAGUCAAAGAGGGAAUCGUCAACAACACGAGAGCCGAGAUGGAGAAGGAGCCUGUCGCGUCUUCGGUGGAUGCUGUGAUUCUGUUGCACCUGGCCGACACACGGUCGAACUCUGAGCUUUCAGAGGACCUGCAGGACGACAGCAGGAAGACCAAAAUGCUGGAUGUCUUCAAGAGACUCACAAACAGGGCCCUGCUGCCCUUCUAUGAUGACCUCACUUGGCAAAACAAGCUCAACUCUAGCAUUUUGUCCGUGCUGGGCAGCUUGGAGGCCAAGGGUAAGGCCAAGGUCAUCCUGAAUACCAUCAAGGCCGUCCACAUGACCACCCUGGCGGCCGACGCAAUCGCUACCAUUCUUGGGCUCUUCGACAAGUUCUUCGCAAACUUUGCCAACGAGCUGGAUGAAUUUAAGCAAGAGAGGGUGGAACUGUUGCAUGGUGAUUUGAUAAAGGCCCAUCUUCAUGGCUCGAACGUGAACAAGCUAAGGGACCUGAAGAAGGAAGUGUCUGAUGCCAUGAGUGUACUACUGGCCGACGCGCUGGUCGAGGUGUUCCAUCAGAAGUUCUCGAGCCAUUUCAUCUCCCACGCCCAGGGCAAGGCCAACAAGUUCAUUAGGACUCAUGUGAGAGCGGGCCUGAGGAGUGGGAAGACAGAGGCGGCUCUCUUGGCCGGCCAGAAGAGAUGCGCUGAGAGCCUACAGAGAAAGGCAGCCAUGCUCUCCCACUCCCACGCGGACAAGGUUCUGGACUCCAACACCGAAGGUACCAUGGUGGACAUCAAGGUGCUUGCUGUGGUCACCACCACCCGGGUGAUGGUGCUCAUCGAAGCCAAGCAGGGUCGCCUGGCCAGACUUGGGAUGCUGAUGCCCAGCCCCAGCUCUGGUACCACCAGCCACACCAUCACCCUUAUCUACCGCCCAACCAGCGACCGCUACGAUGUGCGCAUCAACAACAAGGUCGUCCGCGUAGGUGGCAAUAGCACUCGUGGAGGCGGCGGUAGCGGUAGCGGUCACGGAAGCACCAGGAGCGGCUAAUGUGCCAGCUU